AUACACUGAUGACCUCUGACCUCCGGCAGGCGUCAAUGAUGCAGCAGGCUGAUGUUGUGGAGGGCCCAGCUGACCCCAGCGUGCUCCUCAACUCUAUAGGUGUGAAUGUGAAGGUGUGCAAGGAGCUGCUGGUGCAGAUCCAGGCCAGUCUCGACCGUGUGGAGGCUCGGAGAGGGCAGAGUCAAAGGACUCGCUCUGUCCAAGGGCCCUCACACUCUGCUGCUGGCCGUGCGGUGGGGCCCCCUUCUGCUUGCUACACUCUCUUCCGCCUUCUGCCUCAAGACAGUGAGUGGGCCAAGAACCUGGAGAGGCAGCUCCGCACACACACAUAUGAACUGCUGCCCAAGGAGCAGCUGGAAGCAGCCCUCAGGUUUCUGACUGAGGGGCCCACGGAGGAGUGCACCCUGUACCAGACAGCUGAAGGGCCCACACAGGGGCCCUCAAUGUGCCAGUGUGCAGAGCACCUGUCUGCAGAGCACCUGUCUGCAGAGUAUGUAUCUGCAGAGUAUCAGUCAGCUGAGGGGUCCACGGAGGGGCCCACCUUGUACCAGUCUGUGCUGGACUUCUCUCUUGAAAACACACAAGAGCAGCAGCUGAGAGGAGGAGCUCAGAUGCAGGACCUCAGUGACUGCAGAUGCCCCGGGGAGAGCAGUGAAGAAGGCCCCCCAAGCUCCCUGCCGCCCUCUAUGGCUCUGCUGCACAUAGAAGAGGGAGACAUCUCUAGUAUAACCCACUCUCCUCCUCCUCAUCAGAAGAUACACAGUCUCCUCUUUAAAAGACAUUUGGCCCCUUGUAACAGCACCCCACGAAGCACAGGUGUCCAGCUGAUUUCUGACAUUUCCCAUCUGGUGAGCAGCCCGUAUGCCUCACAAAGCUACUGCACAGCUGGAGACAAGUCAGCCAACCUCUCUCAGCCAAACUCGUACCCAGUGGUUCGAGCAGCAGCAAGGGAGCAGCACCAGCGAGACAGAGACCUGGAAGCCGGCAUGAAGAGAGCGCAGGAGGAGCUGCUGUUCGAGUCUGAGAGAACAGCUGAAGGAGAGGGCCAGGGAACAGCUGAAGGAGAGGCCAAGGGAACAGCUGAAGGAGAGGGCCAGGGAACAGCUGAAGGAGAGUCCCAGGGAACAGCUGAAGGAGAGGCCCAGGGAACAGCUGAAGGAGAAUCUGAGGGAGCAGUUGAAGGAGAGGCCAAAGGAACAGCCGAAAGCAGGGCCCAGGGAACAACUGAAGGCGAGGCCCCGGGAACAGCUGAGGGAGAGGCCCAGGGAACAGUUCAAGGAAAGGCCCAAGCAACAGCUGAAGAAGAGUCUGAGAGAACAGCUGCAGGAGAGUCUGAGAGAACGGCUGCAGGAGAGUCUGAGAGAACAGCUGCAGGAGAGUCUGAGAGAAGAGCUGCAGGAGAUUUUAAAAGAACAACUGCAGGAGAAUCUGAGAGAACAGCUGGAGAGGCCCAGGAAGGAGAAGUUAACACCAAAGCCUGGGGAUUGGCCUCACAUCAUCAGCUGUACAUGAAUAAUAUGGGCAUCAGAAGUCACCUCACACUGGACAAUGAGCCGGACAGUGCUGAAAAGGACUCUGCACUGGUGUGUAAAGUGGUCUCCAGAGCAGAGAGCCGAGAAGGACAGGAGCCAGGGAAGAGCCUACCCGGUACUCGUCUAUCUGAGCCGUCUGAAGUCUGCUGCUCACCACAUGAACAAGGUGAGCCACAGUGGGCGUCUCUUCUGACUGACAGUUACAGAGCUCACUCCACUCUGGAUGACAUCCUGCAGGCUCAUUUGCACGACUGAACCCCAUCAAAUCCAAGAUCCAUGUUAAAACCUCUCCAGCAUGAUGAGAAAACAAAGUUAUAACAUCGUAGAAAGCACAAAAAGCUACAUUUAGUAUACUGCCUCCUCUUUAAUCGUAAACCCCGACACUUUUGGUGACCAGUCAUGGAUCUCCUCCUCUAAUACACUGGAAGAUGACUGAAUUUAAUGAAUGAUUAAUUAAAUAAAUAUAUAUAUAUUUUUUUUUUAAUUCUAAUUUUAUAAUACAUAAUGAUUCUCUGGUUCAAAAAAGUUUGUUCUGUCUUCAGUUUUGGUUUAUUAGAGGACCCAGAUUACACAAAGUAGACCCUUGUGAGCUUUAGGCCAUGUUACAGUUGUUUAGGGCUGUUCUAAAAUAUUGAAAUAUCAAUAUAUUGUAUCAUUUAAUGUGAUGAUACAGUAUCAAUAGCUUGGGCUGCUGUAUCGAUAUAUCACCAACAUUAUUUUUUGGUAUAUUUUACUCAAUUAUUUUGUUACAGCUACAGUUAUGUUGCUUGUUCAGAGGAA
This is a messenger RNA of Boleophthalmus pectinirostris (great blue-spotted mudskipper), 2312 nucleotides long. RefSeq lists its product as uncharacterized. The coding region runs from base 9 to 1787 and encodes 592 amino acids. The record is from RefSeq and is a predicted model, not a curated record. NCBI's taxonomy places the organism in Eukaryota, Metazoa, Chordata, Actinopteri, Gobiiformes, Gobiidae. The transcript is spliced from 13 exons.